AUGUCAGAUCCGAGCAAUACCCCACCAAACGCCAGCUCCACAGCCACAGCCACUGUCGCGGCCUGCGUCACCGACGACCUGCCGCCUGUCCGCAUCGACCAUCUCUGCUACCCACACAUUCUCGACCUGGUGCUCGCAUACGCACCCCGUCCUGCGCUGCUCGCUCUGCGGAGAACGUGCCGUGCAUACCGGGACCGCGCCGACGCCCUGCUCGCCGAGCACGUCGUGCUGGACCUCGUCUCCGAUUCGAGCGGAUAUGACUAUGUGCGCGUCAAGAGCGCCGAUGGCGGCCGGCUCCCGUGUCUCGCCGGCCAAAACGUCUUGUUCAACGACACCCGCUCUGCAAAUAUGUUGGGCCGGUGCGCGCCCGUGCUCAAGAGCACGCGCGUGGUGGACGUUCGCGGGCGGAUGACCGCCGACGUCCUGUGUCCCCUCUCGCGCGCCAUGCCGGGCACGACGGUGCUCCGCCUAGACGGCGGCAACGACGACGCCAUGGCCUCGUGUCCCCUCCGCACACCUACGGUGGUGGUCUUCAGCUCGCUCCUGCCCGCCCGCAGACCGCGCACGCUCCUCCCGCGCCUGCCGACGAUACCAGCGCACGUCCGCCGCCUCAUCGUCAAUGUGGCGUACACCAACGGCGACCCGACGCUGCCGGCGUCCUUUAUCGCGCCGUACGGCAAGGCCGACACGCUCGACGACUUUGUCAUCGUCUUCACCAAGCUGGCCAUGACGUCGCGCGUGCCCAAGCUGUGGUCGUGUGAGUCGUCCGACACACUGGGAGUGCUGCACCACAUCAUCCACGCCAUGGGCCGGCACAUCCUCGUCAAGAAAUACACGUUUGUGGGGCUCAACGAGCUCGACCCAGUGUGCCUGGGCCUGCCGGGCGCCGAGCCCGACGAGGUCCGCAAGCAGACGGUGGCGGCCGUGGACGAGCAGCUGCGCGGGCUCGCGCAGCAGUUCCAUCUCGACGACGAGGGGAUGGAAGACGUGCGUCCAGAGCUGUGUUUCUUGAGUCGGGGCGAGUACUGCGAUUUGGUGGGCAAGGGCCAGUUUGCGGUGGAUACAGCCGGGUAG
This is a messenger RNA of Apiotrichum porosum, 1074 nucleotides long. RefSeq lists its product as uncharacterized. The coding region runs from base 1 to 1074 and encodes 357 amino acids. NCBI's taxonomy places the organism in Eukaryota, Fungi, Basidiomycota, Tremellomycetes, Trichosporonales, Trichosporonaceae. The transcript has a single exon. The record is from RefSeq and is a predicted model, not a curated record.